AUGGGAGAUUCUUUUUUCUUGUAUCUAUUUCCUCUUCCAAAUUUGCCCAAAAAGAACAAUCAAGACAAUGCUGGUUCCGGGGCCAAACCAAAGAGUGUGACAUCUCUACAGCCAGAUGAUGUACAACAGUACCUCUCACACAGCGCAGAAGAGCUUGAUAAUUUGGAAGGAGCAUCCAGUGGAAAGCAUACAGUGGCUCCACUGGUGCCUACAAUACAGCAGGAAAAUGGCAGCAGUACAACAACAACAGCAACAACAACCACAACAACAACAUCAACAACAUCCAACACCCCUACCAUCACAACCACCACAGCCACAACUACUACGACGACAUGCUCAGGAGGUAUUGGCUCAGCUGAUACCUUUGUGGACGAAAGUGAUGGAGCACACCCCCCUGAUCCAACACGCACCAAGGCGGCAAUAAAGCAACUACAAGAUAAGAUCCAUAAAAUUAUGGGUCAGAUCAAAAGCGAACAGAACUCGAAAGAAGCAAAUGUCAAUGAAUAUCUGCGAUUAGCAUCAGGUGCAGACAAACAGCAAAUUUUACGGAUAAAAACAGUUUUUGAGAAGAAAAAUCAGAAAUCCACCCACUCUAUUGCACAACUCCAGAGGAAGCUUGAAAACUACCAGAGAAAAUUAAAUGAUGUUGAAACAUAUGGGGUUUCCAGUCAUAAACAAGCCAAAGAGGUUCUACGAGAUAUGGGACAAGGUUUAAAAGAUGUUGGAGCAAAUAUUAUGGAUGGUUUGAGCGGUUUCUCUGGCAAACAACCAAGAACCCAUGGAUUUUCUCCUCGUGGCGUUGUUGAUAAUAUCAAAGGUGCCAAAGAGACAUUAGUAUCAAAGCCACGUGAAUUUGCUCAUCUCAUAAAGAAUAGAUUUGGCAGUGCCGAUAAUAUUAGUCAACUUGAGAUGCUGGUACCUGUUCCACAAAGAUUGCCUAGAAAAGUUUCUGGACCGAAAGCACAUACAUAUGAUUCUAUGGAAGAAAACCCCACUGAUGAUGCAUCUCAUCAUGGCAGUGGAACAUUACCUGCCAGCUUUAAAUAUGGUUCUGAAGAUGACAACUCCAGUAUAACGUCAGGUUCUGGAUUUGGUGCUCAGAGCAGUCCACACUCAGCUUCUCAAAACAUGGCUCAGCAACAGCAGCAGCAGCAACAUCAGGGCUUGCCCUCAUCAUGCAUGCAGGUGCCCUCUCUGGGUAGCCAGCACCCAACUUUCAAUAUUGAUUAUCGUUUUCUUGAACAGCGAGACACAUUAGAAAAACUCCAGGACAAAAUCCAUCGACUUGCAGAUGAAUUUGAGGUCUACAAAGUUGAGAACUCAUUCCAUGGAGAAAUAAAUGUACUCCGAAGUAUGUUAGAAGAAGAACGUUAUCGCAGUGAAAGGCUUGAAGAGCAACUCAAUGAUCUCACAGAAUUACACCAGAAUGAGAUUACAAACAUGAAACAGGAAAUCAGCAGCAUGGAAGAGAAAUUGGAAUACCAAUUAGAAGAACGAACUCGUGAUAUGCAUGAUCUGCUUGAUAAUUGCCAAACAAGGAUUUCCAAAAUGGAAGUUCAACAGCAGCAGCAACAGCAGCUGAUCUCCAUGGAAAUGGUGGAAAAUGUAACAUUUCGCACUUUACUGACCAAGCUGAUCAACGUUGUCUUAGCAAUAUUGGCUGUGAUACUUGUGUUUGUGUCAACAGCGGCCAACCUUGUUGCACCUUUCCUUACAACAAGGGCCAGAAUUUUAAGCACUUUCUUGCUGAUAUUUGUUGUUGUGAUGUCUUGGAGGAAUUGGGAUCGCUUCCUCCAACUUUUCGACUACUUUGUGGCAGAAUAUAACCGCCUCCUAUCCAAGCGAUAG
This is a messenger RNA of Acanthosepion pharaonis, 1848 nucleotides long. NCBI's taxonomy places the organism in Eukaryota, Metazoa, Mollusca, Cephalopoda, Sepiida, Sepiidae. The record is from the annotation of a GenBank genome assembly.